Messenger RNA from Neohortaea acidophila, 1992 nucleotides. RefSeq lists its product as uncharacterized. The record is from RefSeq and is a predicted model, not a curated record. The transcript is spliced from 7 exons. NCBI's taxonomy places the organism in Eukaryota, Fungi, Ascomycota, Dothideomycetes, Mycosphaerellales, Teratosphaeriaceae. Bases 1 to 1992 code for a protein of 663 amino acids.
AUGGAAAUCGAAAAGCCCCUCCCGCCAUCGGAUGAGACUGCUGACACUCGCACAACCACGGACGACAUAAGCGGGUUGCCCGCAACGCCCUUCUCCCAAUGUUCCACGCCGCGGGAGACUCCUCUCAAAGAACCCCAGAGCGAUGUCUGGAGACAACCGCUCCCCGAGAGGGCGCACCAAGUGUUCGAGCAACUCACUGGAAGCCGGCUGGGUCCGUGGAGGAUGCAAGAUGAGAACACUGCCAUUCCAUGGCGACAAGUCUUCUUCCGACUUGGGCCCUUGUCCGGGAUUCUCGCUCUCUGCCUUGCUCUUGUCUGUGUACUCGCGUCGUUGAGCGUGUUGCUCGGCUCCAACCAGACCGAGGUAGCGGCCUGGCCGAACCCACCGUCGACGUACAUUGCAAUCUUCACCGCCCUUGGCAACACGUUAAUGAGAUAUGCGGCGUUCCAGGGGGUGAUAACUGCGUGGUGGAGGAUGGCAUUAAAUGGGACAAGUCUACGGAAUCUGCAUUAUCAAUGGCGCCAGGGCACGAGCCUUCGUGGAGCCAUCACAGCUGGCCGCGGCAUAGGCUUGCUGGGCCUUGCUUGUCUCUGCUCGACACUUGUCAUCAUCGAUGGACCCCUCCUUCAACGCUCCUCAACCGUCAGGAGUGUUGCGUUCACCAUUGAUGUCCCCUUGCGUAGGACGAUGAUGCCUCAGAUUCCGACUAAUUAUACAGGUACUUGGUUUCCAGACCAAGGUGGAUACCCCGGGCAAUUUGACGACACCGCAUUCAACGGCACCAUUCCCACUCCCAAUGGGCCUGUUAGCAAUGGCAUCUUUACGACAUUCAACUUCGGGUUCAAUGAGUAUGUCAAGCUCUGGCAGCAAAACAGUGGACUCAUGAACGUCGUCGAGGGCUGCCCAGAGGGGUUGGAAUGCACGGCGAAACUUGUCGGACCUGCGCUGGCACCGACGUCUUGUGUCUCCCGUGCACAGACGUAUGACUUUAUGACACCUUGGCCCGCGAAGGACGAGGCAAAGUUCAACAGGGGCGUUCCCUUUCAAUUGCUUCUCUUCUUGACCGCCACCGAGCUGGUCGUAGACGGAUCAAACGAGAAGAUCAACUCGAUCACCGGGUCGUCUGAGUUCGUUGGAGACUCGUGUAAUGCUACAUUCACUUACAACAUCUGCACGCUGGAGUCGGCCAUUGGCGAGUACGAUGUGUCGAUCAUCGGGAAUACAACAACCAUCCUGUCCGCGAGUGCGCCGAACAUCCUCGCGAUCGCGAAGAAUGCGCCCGUCACCCGUGUGCAGAACCUGCCGGGAUUCCCUCAACACAAGUCGACGCUGGGCGGCGUCGUUGCUUUCCAUCACCAGCGGUGGGAUGCCUUUACUUACUUGAUGAAUGCAGACGGACAGGGAGACUACGACACCUUCAUCGGCGGCUCUAACACGCCUUCGUCGUUCGCGCUGCCCUCUGGACACCACGCAAAUGGCCCCGAGGGUGGCUGCACUGGCUUCUCCGACCCGAGAGACGACUACAUGGCCAGUAUCAACAAGCUAAUGUUGUCCUACGGGAUGGCUGCUGCGCAAGGCGUAGGAGACCUGACAUUAGAAGAUAUGGAUCCCGCCUUCCAAGUCAACACUCAGACCAUGGGGCAAGCUUAUGGCCAACACAACGUCUUUCAUACCGACUUCCGGUACUUCGCCGGCGCUCUCAUCAUCGAAAUCAUCUGUGUCGCGCUCGUGGUCCCGACGUACUGGGGCUGGUGGAAGGUUGGACGAACAGUGUCCUUUUCGCCUUUGGAGAUUGCAAAGGCAUUCGAGGCGCCGAUGCUGGCGGAAGCGCAUUCGAAUUCCCCAAGUGCUGCGGUCGCCGAUCGCUAUGCUGACCGCAUCGUUCAGUAUGGAGUGGUGCCCGUGGAUGGAGACGGAAGAAAAGUCAAGCUUGCAUUUGCGGAUGUGGAUCGGGUGGCGAGGCCCAAGCAGGGCACUCUUAUUGAUGUGUAG